This is a messenger RNA of Echinops telfairi (small Madagascar hedgehog), 3095 nucleotides long. It is a transcript of the gene RIPK4, whose product is annotated as receptor interacting serine/threonine kinase 4. Gene Ontology annotation, biological process: protein phosphorylation. Lineage: Eukaryota; Metazoa; Chordata; Mammalia; Afrosoricida; Tenrecidae. The record is from RefSeq and is a predicted model, not a curated record. Gene Ontology annotation, molecular function: ATP binding; protein kinase activity; protein binding. The transcript has 8 exons. Bases 1 to 2385 code for a protein of 794 amino acids.
AUGGAGGGCGAGUGCGGGAGCCCGUGGGCCCUGGGGCUGCUGCGCACCUUCGAAGCGGGCGAGUUCGCGGGCUGGGAGAAGGUGGGCUCGGGAGGCUUCGGCCAGGUGUACAAGGUGCGCCACGUCCACUGGAAAACGUGGCUGGCCAUCAAGUGUUCGCCGAGCCUGCACGUCGACGACAGGGAGCGCCUCGAACUCUUGGAGGAAGCCAAGAAGAUGGAGAUGGCCAAGUUUCUGUACGUGUUGCCUGUGUACGGCAUAUGUCGGGAGCCCGUGGGCCUGGUCAUGGAGUAUAUGGAGACAGGCUCGCUGGAGAAGCUGCUGGCCACCCAGCCGCUGCCCUGGGAGCUGCGUGUCCGCAUCACGCAUGAGACCGCGGUGGGCAUGAACUUCCUGCACUGCAUGUCCCCACCCCUCCUCCACCUGGACCUCAAGCCGGCCAACAUCCUGCUGGAUGCCCACUACCACGUCAAGAUUUCUGACUUCGGGCUUGCCAAGUGCAACGGGCUAUCCCACUCUCACGACCUCAGCAUGGACGGGCUCUUUGGAACCAUCGCCUACCUCCCUCCAGAGCGCAUCCGUGAGAAGAACCGGCUCUUUGACACCAAGCAUGACGUGUACAGCUUUGCCAUCGUCCUCUGGGGGGUGCUUACCCAGAAGAAACCGUUUGCAGACGAGAAGAACAUUCUGCACAUCAUGGUGAAGGUGGUGAAGGGCCACCGCCCCGAGCUGCCCCCUGUCUGCAGGCACCGGCCUCGCGCCUGCAGCAACCUGAUCCGCCUCAUGCAGCGGUGCUGGCAGGACGACCCAAGAGCAAGGCCCACCUUCCAAGAGAUUACCUCCGAAACCGAGGACCUGUGUAAAAAGCCUGACGACGAAGUGAGAGAACCGGCUCCAGACCUGGACGGCAAACGUUCCCCUGAGCCCAAGAGCGAGGCGAUGCCCAUGUCUACGCCUCUCAAGCGCGCCUCGGCCCCAGCCUUUGACAACGACUACAGCCUCUCGGAGUUGCUGUCGCAGUUAGACUCUGGGGUCUCUCAGACCAUUGAGGGCCCUGAGGAGCUCAGCCGCAGCUCCUCGGAGUCCAAGCUGCCCUCGACGAGCAGCGGCAAAAGGCUCUCGGGGGUCUCCUCGGUGGAUUCCGCCUUCUCGUCCAGAGGGUCACUGUCCUUGUCAUUCGAACGCGAGCCUUCGACGGGUGAUCUCGGCACGAUGGAUAUUCAGAAGAAGAAACUGGUGGAUGCCAUCGUGUGUGGGGACACCAGCCGGCUGAUGAAGAUCCUGCAGCCCCAGGACGUGGACCUGGUCCUGGAGGGCAGUGCCAGCCUCCUGCACCUGGCCGUGGAGGCCGGCCAGGAGGAGUGCGUCAAGUGGCUUCUGCUCAACAACGCCAACCCCACGCUCACCAACCGGAAGGGCUCCACGCCCCUGCACCUGGCCGUGGAGCGGAAGCUGCGUGGGGUCGUGGAGCUGCUGCUGGCCCGCAAGAUCAGCGUCAAUGCCAAGGACGAGGACCAGUGGACGGCGCUACACUUCGCCGCUCAGAACGGCGACGAGAGCAGCACGCGGCUGCUGUUGGAGAAGAAUGCGGCCGCCGACGAGGCGGACUGUGAGGGCCGCACGCCUGUGCACGUGGCCUGUCAGCACGGCCAGGAGAGCAUCGUGCGCAUCCUGCUGCGCCACGGGGUGGAUGCCGGCCUGCAGGGCAAGGACGCCUGGGUCCCGCUGCACUAUGCUGCCUGGCAGGGCCACCUGCCCAUCGUGAAGCUGCUGGCCAAGCAGCCGGGUGUGAGUGUGAAUGCCCAGACAGUAGAUGGGAGGACGCCUCUGCACCUGGCCGCCCAGCGGGGCCACUACCGUGUGGCCCGCAUCCUCAUCAGCCUGCACUGCGACGUUGGCAUCUGCAACCAGCUCUCCCAGACGCCCCUGCACGUGGCCGCCGAGACGGGCCACACGAGCACCUCGCGGUUGCUGCUGCACCACGGUGCUGACAAGGAGGCACUGACUGCCGAGGGCUGCACGGCCCUGCACCUGGCUGCCCGCGGUGGACACCUUGCCACCACCAAGCUGCUAGUGGAGGAGAAGGUGGAUGUGUUGGCCCGUGGGCCAUUGAGCCAGACAGCGCUUCACCUGGCCGCCGCCUCUGGACACUGGGAGGUGGUGGAGGAGCUGGUCAGUGCUGACAGCAUCAACCUGUCUGAUGAGCGGGGCCUCAGUGCGCUGCACCUGGCCGCCCAGGGCAAGCACGCCAAGACGGUGGAGGUGCUCCUCAAACACGGUGCCUACAUCAACCUUCAGAGCCUCAAGUUCCAGGGCGGCCAGCAGCCGGGCGGGGACCCUGGCCAGAGCUCUGCGUCCACGCUCCUCCUGAGGAAUAAGACUUAGCCUGUGCCCAUGAAGUCCGGGCGAAGGUCGGGGGCUCCUGCCCCAUCAUUGUGUUCUGCUGCGGGGACAGAACGGUGCCGCGCUGGGUGGCUGCACUUUCCUUGUCGGGGUCCAGCUGAAACACCGGACAAGGGACGAGACAGCAUCGGGGUGUGCAGGCAAGAGGGAGGGGGCCCCCAGGGUCUCUGUGCUGUGCCUGCCUCUGCCUAGGCCUGCUCCUCUCCAGCGCAGCGGGCUGCCCUGCUCUUGGCUGGUCAGCAGGCCUGGGCCUGGCAGGGAGGAUGGGUCGGAAUCAUUUCGUUGUGCUCCUGUUUCUCAUGGUUCCCUGACGCUGGGGCCUCGGUGACAAAGUCACCGGUGAGCUUGAGUGUGCUCUGUCACAGAGGGGCACCCCCUCUGGUUGGGGAGGGGAGCACCCCAGUAUUGGAGUGAAGAGGUUGAGGAAGAGCUGUGUGGUUUACCUUCAUCUAAAGCAGCAGGCAAAGAGGCCUGUUGUGUGAAAUUCAUAGUGAAGUUCUUGUUUUAUACAAUGCCUUGGAUAGAGGACCAUCCUAUUGACGGCUGCUUUAAAUCUGUCAAAGUGUCAUGACAUUGGUAGUCUCCGCCGUAAAGGACAUGGAUAAAGAACAAGGGUCAUUCCUCCUGGAGAAAAAGAAAGAGACCCAACAAAGACCUUACGGCUCAUUAUUUGCGAAUUUGUCCUCUGGGUG